CUGACUACAGAAACAGAAGUUCUUCACCUGACCAAUGGUAGUGUUUGAUGCCUAUUUGUAUUGUGGGAACUAGGAAACAAAGAAAAUGAAAUCGCGGAAGCAUGAAUAGGAAUAAAAUGCCUGUGUCUGUAGCUUACUUCUGUAGAGAAGUAGUGGCCCAGAGACAGAGAAAAUAGGAAGAAAGAAGAUGUGAAAGAUAAAUUAUGACAUUGCAAUUGGUUGGCAAGCAAAGAGAUGAAUAAACCUUGGUCCUGAACAAACUAACUUGGUUAGAAAAACAGCGCUUCACUGGGUUCAGAUUCUUAAAAAAUACAAGCUUCAGUGGGUCCAAAAUUUCAACAAAUAUAAUGUCGGGUGCUGCGUGGGGCUGUGGGGCCGACGGCCUGACCGAGAGGCUGUCUCCUCUCAGAGCAUUCUUGCACCAGUUUAAGGGCCUGUGUUACUUCACCAGCUGGACGGAGCUGCUGAGGAGUGUGGUCUCCAACCAGCGCUUCGACAGCGACGCGGGCGAGGGCCGCGCGGUGACCGAGCUGGGGCGGCCUCAAGCCGAGCGCUGGAACAGCCAGAAGGACGUCCUGCAGCGGAGGCGAGCGGAGGUGGACGCGGUGUGCAGACAAACUACAGGGUUGUUACCAGGAGAUGCUGUUCCUUGA
Molecule: messenger RNA, 653 nt
Organism: Cervus elaphus (red deer)
Lineage: Eukaryota; Metazoa; Chordata; Mammalia; Artiodactyla; Cervidae
Product: H-2 class II histocompatibility antigen, A-Q beta chain-like
Exons: 2
Coding region: 348-653 (101 amino acids)
Biological process (GO): immune response; antigen processing and presentation
Cellular component (GO): membrane; MHC class II protein complex
Source: RefSeq, a predicted model, not a curated record